GGGGGGCAGAUUAGCCGCAGUACCGAAGACGACUCAUCCGUCUACGCUGCAGCGUCGUUUCCAAUCUUUGCUGCUCGCACGCUAGCUCGCACGCUAGAUGCGGGAUUCGUGCCCGAUUUUGCAGUUGCUAGGCCUCUUGCAAUUCCUUUGGCCGGCCUCCUGAGUGCGCGGCCCCUUUGCAGCCGCAGCUUUCCCUUUACAGGUCCCCCCCUGGCUUGUUUUCCCCCUGGCACGGAUCGGUGGCAGAUGCAGACGCCAGAGAUCCGGGAACGGGGCUCCGUCCUCACCCUCGUCCUGCAUUGCACGUGCCCGUGUCCGCCGCGUACGGUCGAAUCGCACGGCUUCAAGGCCGCACCCCCCGCGUCGCUCGGGGGUGGGGUGCGCCCGUACUGCGGCUCGGCUUUUUUGUCGUGUAUAUGGCUGGCCACCUGGUUCGCAGAAGAGGAGCGGCAAGCGUUGAUGUCUGGUGCCGCUUUCUCGCUCCUCGCCCCUGCUGGAGACCCCGUCCGGCAGCUCAGCAGGCCGACCGCCUGGCGCUGCUUGGCGCGUUCCAGGGCAUCUCGGAGCUCUCGGUCUCGCCGGGGGCCGCCUCGCCGAGAGUCCCCGGGGUCUUCGGUCUCCCGGGGACGGGCGUCGGGGCCGUCCACGGGCGGCUCGGGAGCCGGGCUGCCAAGAGCCGGCCCCCGGGCGAGGGGGCGCCGAGGGUGCUGCGGCCCGGGCGGCGCGCCCCCGCCGUCGCAUGGCGCCAGAGGUUCCGCCAGGUUCCGCCCGAGCUCUUCGCGGAAAACAGCAAGGUGCGGAUCAAGGGCCUCGUGAAGCGCCCUGGCGACAACGGCAAGGAGGGCAUCGUCGUCGGCUACUCGGCGGACAAGGGCAGGUACCAGGUGCGCCUGCCGCGCAGCAGCAAGCCCCUGAACUUCAAGCCCGAGGAGAGAACACCCAGGAGAAGCAUUUCGGAUGGUGGCUGUAGCGAUGGCAAUGACGAGCGUGGUGGGGACCCAGAGGAGGACGCGGGGGAGCCCGUGAUUGAGCCGUCGUGGCUCAGCGGCCCGGCUGGGCAGGGCUGUCCAGCGGAGAUGGGCCUCCUGAUGCUCGGAGAAAGUGCGGAGAACGAG
Molecule: messenger RNA, 1115 nt
Organism: Prorocentrum cordatum
Lineage: Eukaryota; Dinophyceae; Prorocentrales; Prorocentraceae
Source: the annotation of a GenBank genome assembly